This is a messenger RNA of Sclerotinia sclerotiorum 1980 UF-70, 696 nucleotides long. RefSeq lists its product as hypothetical. Gene Ontology annotation, molecular function: DNA-binding transcription factor activity. The record is from RefSeq and is a predicted model, not a curated record. The transcript is spliced from 3 exons. Lineage: Eukaryota; Fungi; Ascomycota; Leotiomycetes; Helotiales; Sclerotiniaceae. Bases 1 to 696 code for a protein of 231 amino acids. Gene Ontology annotation, biological process: regulation of DNA-templated transcription.
AUGGCCGUCAUAUAUCUAAUCCGCCUGAAGGCAGUGCUUCCGUUUGACGUUCCAUUCACUCUUGGUUUGCCCGACGUCAACCAAACUGAGCACAUUGAACAUUCCUUGGAACAAGAAAGAGCCUCUAAGAGUCAAACUAUCAUAUCGAAGCCAAAUUUAGAGUCAAACUCUGAGGAAAAAGCCGAAAUGUCUUCUUCCAAUCGAUCUUCAUCUGGCAAGGGGAAGAGCUCUUCCUCCGGAAAGUCAAAGCCGAAGGAAGACGAUUGGUCUGGCAUCACAGAUCCGGAAGAACGAAGGAGAGUGCAAAACAGAUUAGCCCAGAGAAAGUUCCGGGAUAAGGCCAAGGCGGACAAAGAAAGUCGGGAUCGGGACAAUGAGAAUCGUGCUCACGCCGGCCAUGCUUAUCACACAGCUGAGUCAAAUGAUGUCUACUACGACAAUCCUGACGCUAGUGGUUCGCCAUGGGGUACUCUCUCUAUGAAGCACGUCAUUUCGAAGGGUAGAGCUCGAGAGGAUGCAUCUAGAUAUGAAGCUCGGCCAGGCGAUGGGGCAAGUUACUAUCAAAACGCCGAUGUCACUUAUGAAGGAGAAGCUUAUUAUGGAGGAGAGGCAACUUCAUAUGAGGGCGACCAAAACCAAACCUACUAUGACUAUGGAAGCGCAGCUGGCAGUGGUAGUGGAACUUCUGGUUAUUGA